UCUUCCCGGGCGCCUGGCCCCGCCCCAGUCCAGCCGCGGCUCGGGUUCGAGCUGCCGCUCGGCAGGCCUGGGUGCCCCGGGCAUGAGCGAGGUGUGGGGGGCCGGAGGGCCUCGGUGCCAGGCAGCGCUCGCGGUCCUGGCCUCGCUGUGCCGGGCCCGGCCUCCCCCUCUCGGGCUGGACGUGGAGACUUGUCGGAGCUUUGAGCUGCAGCCCCCGGAGAGGAGUCCGAGCGCCGCCGACGCAGGCACCUCUGUUGGCCUUCUCGCCGUGGUGGUUAUUGUGUGUGGUGUGGCCCUGGUGGCAGUUUUUCUUUUUCUCUUUUGGAAGCUGUGCUGGACACCCUGGAGGAACAAGGAGGCCUCCAGCCCCUCUUCUGCUAACCCUCACUUAGAGGCCUUCCAGAGCCCUAGCUCCAGAAGCAACAUGGCGGACAAGCUGAAGGACCCCAGCACCCUGGGCUUCCUGGAGGCGGCUGUGAAGAUUAGUCACACAUCCCCAGAUAUCCCAGCCGAGGUGCAGAUGUCAGUAAAGGAGCACAUAAUGCGUCACACACGGCUGCAGCGACAGACCACAGAGCCAGCAUCAUCCACCAGGCACACAUCCUUCAAGCGCCACCUGCCACGGCAGAUGCAUGUCUCCAGCGUAGACUAUGGCAAUGAGCUGCCACCCGCAGCAGAACAGCCUACCAGCAUUGGCCGCAUCAAGCCUGAGCUCUACAAGCAGAAGUCAGUGGAUGGGGAUGAUGCCAAGUCUGAGGGUGCCAAGAGCUGCGGGAAGAUCAACUUCAGUCUACGCUAUGACUAUGAGAGUGAGACCCUGAUUGUGCGCAUCCUGAAAGCUUUUGACCUCCCUGCCAAGGACUUUUGUGGAAGCUCUGACCCUUAUGUCAAGAUCUACCUCCUGCCCGACCGCAAAUGCAAGCUGCAGACCCGGGUGCACCGUAAGACCCUGAACCCCACGUUCGAUGAGAACUUCCACUUCCCUGUGCCCUAUGAGGAGCUGGCCGACCGCAAGCUGCACCUCAGUGUCUUUGACUUCGACCGCUUCUCCCGCCAUGACAUGAUUGGGGAGGUCAUCCUAGAUAACCUCUUUGAAGCCUCUGACCUGUCCCGGGAAACCUCCAUCUGGAAGGACAUCCAGUAUGCCACGAGCGAAAGUGUGGACUUGGGGGAGAUCAUGUUCUCCCUGUGCUACCUGCCCACAGCAGGCAGGCUCACCCUCACAGUGAUCAAGUGUCGCAAUCUCAAGGCAAUGGACAUCACAGGCUAUUCAGAUCCCUAUGUCAAAGUGUCCCUGCUCUGUGAUGGGCGGAGGCUGAAGAAGAAGAAAACAACCAUAAAGAAGAACACUCUCAAUCCCAUCUACAAUGAGGCCAUCAUCUUCGACAUCCCCCCAGAGAAUAUGGAUCAAGUCAGCCUGCUCAUCUCGGUUAUGGAUUAUGAUCGAGUGGGCCACAAUGAGAUCAUCGGUGUCUGUCGUGUGGGCAUCCAUGCUGAAGGCCUGGGCAGGGACCACUGGAAUGAGAUGCUGGCAUACCCUCGGAAGCCCAUUGCACACUGGCACUCCUUGGUGGAGGUAAAGAAAUCCUUCAAAGAGGGAACCCCUCGGUUGUGAUUUCAUUCACGUGGAUGCUGCUCGCAGAGAGGCUGCCACCUGGAGUUAGGAUGGCAGGGCCGAGCUGCCAGCUUCGACAGUGAGAGCUCAUGUCCAUCUCCGAAACCACCUCCGACACCGUGAGCUGCAGGGCUGAGCCACACGAACUCAGACUCAGUGAUGUUCUUUUUGCACUUGUUCAGCCGUCUAGACGCAGUGUUGUGCAGUCACCGAGGCAGCAGCUGUCCGUCUGCCACUCCAGUCUUAACUGCUCCUGUGUCGGUCAAGGCCAAGACACUUGUCCUGUGGUCAGAUCUGUUUUAGUCUUUUCUGUCUCUCAAGGUGAUGUUUUUGUGAUUUUCACUUUGUAUGGGUCUACUGUCAAGAAAAGAAGAAAAAACAAAACAAGAAAACAAUGAGUAGGAAACAGCAAGGUGGAAAGCCCAGAAGUUGGCUGUAUAAAAUACAAUGUAAAAUAGCAGUCUUUGGAGGAAAGGUGGAUUGAGUUUCUAAAAUUUUGUGUCUCCCCCAUGCUCUACGGCCCUGGAGGCAGCAGUGUGGUGGAGCUACAGCUGCAUUUCAGGGCCCUGCGGGAAUGGUACAAAUCAACCCAAGACCUUGUACGAGGCUAUUCCUCUUCGGAGCUCUUCACUGGUGUGGCAUAACCCGAGAUGUGGACUCCUGUCCCAUGUCGAAGUCACAGGACUUCUGCAGUGUUUGUGACCCUCCAGCAGAUAUGCAGAGGCCCUUGCUUCCCUUCCUUGUUGGCUUGCCUCAUGGACUAGAAACAUCUUGAUUCCUCAUGGGGACUCAGUCACUUUCUUUAGGAAUGAUUCUGCUGAAACUAACCACACCAUAUGUUUUCUGAUGUGCUACAGUGAACAAGCACGUUUGUUUGCAAACAAGAUCUUUGUUCUCAAAAAUAACCUUCGUUGUAAGGAAAGAGAGGCACAAAUGUUCCACAGUGAUUUCUGCAUUUUACAUGCCUUUAUCACUCCACAAAGUGUCAAUCAGCUGUUUUAAAUGCCUAAAUAGAUCACAGAAAAACUUGGAUACAAUUUUCUUUUGUGAAAGAAGACUUUUGAAAUCCGAGCCACUGUUUGAGUUGGCCUCUCUGGGAAGAUCUUCUUUGCUGAAACUCAGCCGGCCCGAGCCUAUUUUAGCCCCUUGGACUCUGGGAUAAAACUCAUCUUAAACCUUUAGUUCCAUAAAUCACUGAGGUACUCAGUGUUGUUUGUUUCAGUGAUCGUGAGGGGUUUUGUUUUUGUUUGUUUUUCCUUCGGAUCUCUAUCUUAGGCCAAAUUCAGCAUAGGAAAAAAGAAGUUUGAACUGUUCUGUAUUAUAAUAGCACAUUCCUAUUGAGUGAAUAGUGGCUGUCCCAUGAACCCCUAUCCCUAGGUCGAUUUCCUCAGCAUCAGUCUGUACAGCCCUGGUAAGCACAUGGAGAUGAGUUUUCACUCCAACUUGUGACUGCACAGUGCCAGUUUCCACCCGUGUAUAGGAUUUGCAAGAAGCAAGUCAGCUGAUGAGCCCCUUCUUUCAACAAUGAAAGGUCAAGGACAUAAAAGCUAUUCGCACACCUUGUGUCUUAUUCUUUCUAUACAUUACAUGCUAUAGGAGCGGCAACUUUCAAUAAAGUAACACUCAUUUCAAGCCAAGUUAUCAUCUGAUAUAAUGGUAGGUGGUGUCUGCUAGCCCUAAAAAUGACCACAUUGGGCAUCAGCUAACAGGACAUGGUGGUAAAAUGUUUCUCACCUAGAAAAGUAAAUGUAGAUAAAUCUAAACUCCAUUCUGUACGGAACCUUACACUAGGGACUAAUGUGUAGAUCGCCUGGCUCCCCAAAUUUCUUGUGAUUGAUAGGCCUCCCUAGUCAGGCAGUGCUGUGUUUGGAUGUUCUCUUGAAAGUUAGAAAAACCCCAAGGUCAUGCCAAGACUCUCAGCAGGCAACACACUUCAUUAUGUUUCUAGAUUAACCCCAUCAAGAUGGCCAUUUCAAUCACUGAGCAGAUGCUGCUGAUCUUGCGAGUUGAAAGGGAGCGACUGAGUUUCUUGGGCCAUAAGGAGCUCGCAAAAUAGUAUGAGACGAUCCUUCCAAAAGUGAGCCCAAAAUGCAUGUCCAGGUGUCGUUUCUACACCCUUAGGCGGGAUGACCCAUCCUAACCUUUGGAGAAGGAAAUGUGCUCAGUGUGAAUCAUGGAAAAGUAUUGCUCAUCCAAGAGAUUUUUCUUAUACCAAGUGGCUCUGUCCUGUCAGGGAACCCUCCAACUGUUUCAGAAGAUCAUUUCCUGAGGGGAUUAUGGCCAGCCUCCAUGCCACCCCAGCCAACAGCUACCACUCCAGCUCCAGCAGCCUCGGGAAAUUCCUACUGGCAUAGGAACACACCCCAGGAAGGCUUUUAGCUCCUAGACCCCCAUUUCCCCACCCUCCUGGGCCCCCUAUUCCUCCCACACACCCCAGUCAGUCCUCAAUCUGAAGCCAGAAUGAUGCCUGAAUGGCUGCCAAUUUCAUUAUCUAGCCCAGUAUCUCUCCCUCACAGAUGAGAAUAAAUUGAAAUACAGGUUUCAGAGUAAACUGAAAUUCAAAGUUGAUUCAUUUUUCAGCUUCCCCUGGCAUGAGAAACCUCUUGGGUGAGCUUUGCUGAAGUCGAGAUAACCAGGGUGGUUUGCACACAGAUGUUUUGAAAAACACAAAGUUCUCUUCUUCAUUUAGCAGUGUUUCUGGGCUGAAAGAUGCCCCCCUCCCUCUCUGCGCUUCCCCAGGAUGUUAAUUAAUUGUAUCAUCAUUUAAAAACUUAUGUUGUUAAUUACUGCUUUGUGUCUUCCCAACCCUGUCACAGCCUGGAGUUUUUAUUCAAUUAAAUCUCUGUCUCUUGCCCA
This is a messenger RNA of Heterocephalus glaber (naked mole-rat), 4471 nucleotides long. The record is from RefSeq and is a predicted model, not a curated record. Lineage: Eukaryota; Metazoa; Chordata; Mammalia; Rodentia; Bathyergidae.